CGUUCACAAGCAGUGAAGCAGGUCUGCAGGUGUCUGUCUUUCUCUCUCCCUCUCUGUCUUUCCCUCCUCUCUCCAUUUCUUUCUGUCCUAUCCAAUAACGACGACAUCAAUAACAACAACAAUAAAAAGACAACAAUGGCAAGAAGAGGGAAAACAAAUCAAUAAAAUUAAAAAAAAUCUUAAAAAAAGGAAUCACUGAGAAAAACCAUAAGAUCAGAGGGGUACAGCUCCACAUAAUUCCCACCACCAGAACAGCCCUAGGCCAGCACGGAGGAGCGCGGGUAAGGCCGCCUGCUCAGGUCGCUCCGGGCUUCCCGCGCUCGCCCGCAGGGGCGGGGCUGCCCGCGCAGGUCCUUUGGGGCCCGCGGCGGGUCGGCGCAUGCGCACCGCGUCGCGCGGGCAGCGCGUUCUCUCUCUGCUGUUGCUGCCGCCCGGGGCUCUGCGUUAACCCGGCGCAAGUCUGUGGCCUUCGCGCUCAGGAUGGAGCCGCUGGACGACUUGGAGUUGCUGAUGGAGAAGAGUUUCGGGCAGGAGGACGCGCCGCCGGUGGAGUUAUUUCAGAGGGUGGAAGCUUCUUUUCCUAAAACAGUUCUCAAUAGAGGGGUGGAUAAUCGGUUCCUGGUACUAGCAGUUAACGUCGUGCAGAAUGAAGAGGGAAACCAAGAAAAGCACCUAACCAUCACUGCUUCCCAGUCUCUAGAGUGUAAGGAACUCUGUAUCCUUCGGAAUGACUGGUGUUCUAUACCAGUAGAACCAGGGGACAUCAUUCAUUUGGAGGUAGACUACGCUUCUGAUGCUUGGAUAAUUGAUGACGAUUUUGGGUAUUUAAUUCUGUAUCCAGACAUGCUGAUUUCUGGCACAAGCAUCGCCAGCAGUAUUCGAUGUAUGAGAAGAGCUAUCCUCAGCGAGACAUUUAGGAGCUCUGAUUCAACUACACGUCAAAUGCUGAUUGGUACAGUUCUUCAUGAAGUAUUUCAAAAGGCAAUAAGUGAUAACUUUGCUCCUGAAAAGCUAAAAGAAUUUGCUUUUCAAACUGUUCAGGAAAUAAGGCACUUGAAGGAAAUGUACCGCUUAAAUAUGAAUCAAGAUGAAGUAAGACAAGAAGUAGACGAGUAUCUUCCUUCACUUGCUAAAUGGGCUGCAGAUUUCAUGCACAAAUGCCCUUCAGAUGAGUCUCCUCCGUUGCAGCUUUCUCUGCCAAGUGAUGGUAGUAAUAAUAACUCAGCAUGUAAUAUUGAAGUCAUAAAUUCACUGGAUAUUGAAGAAAGCAUUUGGUCCCCUAGGUUUGGAUUGAAGGGCAAAAUAGAUGUUACAGUUGGUGUGAAAAUACAUCGAGGAGGUAAAGCAAAAUACAAGAUAAUGCCAUUGGAGCUUAAAACUGGCAAAGAAUCAAAUUCCAUUGAACACCGAAGUCAGGUUGUUCUGUAUACACUUCUAAGCCGGGAGAGGAGGGCUGACCCAGAGGCUGGACUGCUUCUGUACCUCAAGACUGGCCAGAUGUACCCCGUGCCUGCCAAUCGUCUAGAUAAAAGAGAAUUGUUAAAGCUAAGAAACCAGAUGGCAUUCUUUUUAUUUCACCGUAUUAACAAAUCUGCUAAUGGAAAGAAGACGAAGCUUUCCCCUUUGCCAGAAAUGAUAGAAGAGCAGCAGGCCUGUAAAUACUGUUCCCAAGUGAGCAGCUGUGCUCUGUAUAGCAGAGCUGUUGAACAACCCAUGGAUGAGAAUUCAGUACCUGCUGGUUUGUUGUCCAAAGUAAAUGAAGAAACCCAGCAUCUUAAGGCUGCACACUUAGAAUAUUUCAGUCUUUGGUGUCUAAUGUUAACCCUGGAGUCACAAUCAAAGGAUAAUAAAAAGAACCACCAAAAUAUAUGGCUAAUGUCUGCUUCAGAAAUGGAGGAGAGUGGCAACUGCAUUGGAAACCUGGUUAGAACAGCACGUGUCCAGACACUUUGUGAUGGACAAUACCUACAUAAUUUCCAACGUAAAAAUGGUGACAUCCCUGUAACAAAUUUAAUGGCAGGUGACAGAAUUAUUAUAAGUGGUGAAGAGAGAACACUAUUUGCUUUGUCUAGGGGAUACGUGAAGGAUAUUAACUUGACAACAGUAACCUGUUUAUUAGAUAGGAACUUGUCAGUACUUCCGGAAUCAACUUUGUUCAGAUUGGACCAGGAAGAAAAAAAUUCUGAUAUAAAUACUCCAUUAGUAAAUCUUUCUAAAUUGAUGGAAAAUUCUCCCAUCAGUCAAAAACUUCGAGAUUUAAUCAUUGACUUCCGUGAACCUCAAUUUAUACCCUACCUCAGUUCUGUUCUUCCACACGAUGCAAAAGAUACAGUAGCUUGCAUUCUAAAAGGUUUGAAUAAACCCCAGAGGCAAGCAAUGAAAAAGGUUCUUCUAUCCAAAGACUACACACUAAUUGUGGGUAUGCCUGGAACAGGAAAAACAACUACAAUAUGUACUCUCGUAAGAAUUCUUUAUGCCUGUGGCUUUAGUGUUCUGUUGACCAGCUAUACACACUCUGCUGUUGACAAUAUCCUUCUGAAGUUAGCCAAGUUUAAAAUAGGAUUUUUGCGCUUGGGUCAGAUGCAAAAGGUUCAUCCAGAUAUCCAGAAGUUUACAGAGGAGGAAAUUUGCAGAUCAAAGUGCAUUAAAUCCUUAGUUCAUCUGGAAGAACUCUACAAUAGUCAACUUAUAGUUGCAACUACAUGUAUGGGAAUAAACCAUCCAAUAUUUUCCCGUAAAAUUUUUGAUUUCUGUAUUGUGGAUGAAGCUUCUCAAAUUAGCCAACCAGUCUGCCUGGGUCCACUUUUUUUCUCACGAAGAUUUGUGUUGGUGGGGGAUCAUAAGCAGCUUCCCCCCCUGGUGCUAAACCGGGAAGCCAGAGCUCUUGGCAUGAGUGAAAGCUUAUUCAAGAGGCUGGAGCAGAAUAAGAAUGCUGUUGUGCAGUUAACCGUGCAGUACAGAAUGAACAGUAAAAUCAUGUCCUUAAGUAAUAAGCUGACCUAUGAGGGAAAGUUGGAAUGUGGAUCAGACAAAGUGGCCAAUGCAGUGAUACACCUCCCUAACUUUGAAGAUGUGAAGCUUGAACUGGAAUUUUAUGCUGAUUAUUCUGAAAAUCCUUGGCUAAUUGGAGUACUUGAACCAAGCAAUACUGUUUGUUUUCUUAAUACAAACAAGGUUCCAGCACCAGAACAAGUUGAAAAAGGUGGUGUGAGCAAUAUGAUAGAAGCCAAACUCAUAGUUUUCCUGACUUCAAUUUUUAUUAAGGCUGGAUGUAAUCCCUCUGAUAUUGGUAUAAUUGCACCAUACAGACAGCAACUGAAAAUCAUCAAUGAUUUAUUGGCACGUUCUUCUGUCGGAAUGGUUGAAGUUAAUACAGUAGACAAAUACCAAGGAAGAGAUAAGAGUAUCAUUCUGGUAUCUUUUGUUAGAAGUAAUAAAGAUGGAACUCUUGGUGAACUCUUAAAAGAUUGGCGACGUCUGAAUGUUGCUGUAACCAGAGCCAAACAUAAGCUGAUUCUCCUAGGAUGUGUGCCUUCACUGACCCGUUAUCCUCCUUUGGAAAAGCUGCUUCACCAUCUGAACUCAGAACAAUUAAUUAUUGAUCUUCCUUCAAGAGAACAAGAAAGUCUUUGUAACAUAUUGGAUGAUUUUCAAGGAAGAUAAGAGUCCUGUCUUCCUUGCCUUUUUCGUAAUGGUCUGGUGGUACCCUCCUAACUGUUGCUAGGGCCAGGAGGUUAAGAGCUCACAGUACACCGCACAAGGACCCAGUUCCCAGUUCAAGCCCCUAGUCCCCAUCUAUAGGGGAAAGUUGCACAAGUGUUGAAACAGGGCUGCAGGUAUCUCUGUCUCUUUCUCUCCCCCCCCCCCCCCCCGUUUCUGGUUUCUGACUCUAUCCAAUGAUAAAUAUACCUAUAGCCCACUAUUUGUAAUUAGGAUAAGCUGUAAAAUAAUACCUGCUUAGACGGAAGAUGUCUUUUAACCAAACAUCAUGAAAUGAAUACUGUUUAAAGUUCCUCUCUUUUAAUCGUAUAACCUUGUUAAGCACAAAGUUAUUACCAUACAGAAUUUAACACUAUCUAUUUUCUUAGUACACAUGUACCUCAAAUUGUGAAGUUUACAUUUUCAGGUGGUAUAAAUGCAUUUUUGUUUGACCUAAAAGAUUUGAUAAGUUUUUACCAGCUUUAAAUAUAGACUCACUUUUGGAAUUGAGGUUUAAGCUUUCCAGUGUAAAAUCUCAGAGGUAAUUUGAUUUUGUAAACUUCACUUUAUAUAUUUGAACAAUUGGAUGAAUAAAGCUUUUAUCUCAGAAGAAUUUAUUUUUAUGAGACAAAUCAAAGCAUUGUUCAUCUCUGGGGUAUACAGUGUUAAGAACUGAACCUGGGGCCUCCGCCUCCUGAAUGCAAGUCCUGUAUUCUGUAGCUGAGUUAACACUCCAUUAAAAUCUCAUUUUUCACUUAAGCACACCUUGUGAUAUUAAGAAUAUAAGAGAAAUUAUUUCCUGUACUUUGAGUUCCCUGAUCCAAAGGACAUUUUGUUGGUUUUUCUUCUGAUUUUUGUUUUCUGGUAUCACAGAUGUUUUCUCUUAAGUCUAAAGUUAUUUAACAAUUUAGUUAUUUUCAAGUAAUUUAUGAUCCCACUUAUUUUCCCCCCUGCUCCACUUUUAAUUUUCAGUUUUUGUUGUUGUUUCCCUCCAGGGUUAUUGCUGGGCUGGUUGCCUGCACCAUGAAUCCACCGCUCCUGGAGGCCAUUUUUUUCCCCCUUUUGAUGCCCUUGUUGUUGUAGCCUCGUGGUUAUUAUUAUUGCCAUUGUUGAUGUUGUUUGUUGUUGGAUAGGACAGAGAGAAAUCAGAGAGGGGGGAGAGAAAGAUAGACACCUGCAGACCUGCUUCACCACCUGUGAAGCGACUCCCCUGCAGGUGGGGAGCUGGGGGCUCGAACCAGGAUCCUUACGCCGGUCCCUGCGCUUUGCGCCACAUGCGCUUAACCCACUACCCCACCGCCCGACCCCCUUAGUUUUCAGUUUUCUGUGUUGCAGUGUAAUCGAUUUUGAUAUACAGACAGUAAUUCUUGUGGCACUAGAGUGACACAGUGUUGGAGCUGCAGGACUCACAAAUUUGCACUCUAAAGGCCUGACUUGGACUCCCAGCGCUGCAUAUGCCAGAGUGCUGCUUUGGUUCUUUCUCAUUAGUAAAUCAUGAGAAAGAGUUUAUUUACUUAUUAGUGAGAAAGAUAGGAGGAG
This is a messenger RNA of Erinaceus europaeus (western European hedgehog), 5238 nucleotides long. It is a transcript of the gene DNA2, whose product is annotated as DNA replication helicase/nuclease 2. Gene Ontology annotation, cellular component: cytoplasm. Gene Ontology annotation, biological process: replication fork reversal. The transcript is spliced from 21 exons. NCBI's taxonomy places the organism in Eukaryota, Metazoa, Chordata, Mammalia, Eulipotyphla, Erinaceidae. Gene Ontology annotation, molecular function: single-stranded DNA helicase activity; 5'-flap endonuclease activity. The coding region runs from base 481 to 3663 and encodes 1060 amino acids. The record is from RefSeq and is a predicted model, not a curated record.